Tachysurus fulvidraco (yellow catfish) is the source of this 2523-nucleotide messenger RNA. Its product is annotated as transmembrane protein 74. Lineage: Eukaryota; Metazoa; Chordata; Actinopteri; Siluriformes; Bagridae. Bases 292 to 1119 code for a protein of 275 amino acids. The transcript has 2 exons. The record is from RefSeq and is a predicted model, not a curated record.
CCUCUGUAGCCUAUGUACAAUGCACAUUAAGGAACAUUUCUAGCGCUCUGCAUUUCUCCAGCGUUCAUAUACAGGUUAUAACUAGUGUUUGUUUUUAAUUCUCAAUCGACCUUCAGAGUUUCAUGGUCAGGUUUUGUACGCAGCGAACAAGAAGAUUACUGUAUUGCACAUUCAUUUUCAUGCUACUCUGCAGACGUGGAGGAUAAAAGCCUUGCUUUUCUUUUCAAGCUUUUAUAAAGAGCCUGUGUUGAUGUGACUGUCUUGAUGGAGUGAUUUGGCAGCAAGAAUCCAAUGGCCUCCGUGGAGCUGCUUUACAUAGAUAAAGAGAGCGGGCGAGACGAUCCACCGGAUGUCCCUGAUUCAGACCCAUCUGUUCAUGGGAUAGAUUGUCCAGCUGAAGGAUCAAGCCUCAGGGAACAUGAAAGCAGUUUACAUGGAAAAGCUUUUGUCACAGAGGGUCAGUGUCAUUCAGCACCAAAGAUGACCCCAAGCAAAGGACUAACAGGCAAGCGCUUUCGCCAGGAGAAGAUCAGGGUUUGUUGUGACGAGGAGCUGGAGACCUCUUUCACUUAUGUUGAUGAAAAUGUCAAUCUGAGCCACGUCACGCCAGAGACGAGCGAGAAAAGCCUCCAUGAUGGGACACCUGGCCCCGACUCCCCAAACGAGAACCGCCUUGAAUUUUCCUUAAUGUCUGACCUGACAUCGGAGAGCGCAGGAAAGCCAGUAGAUUAUGGAUUUAUCAGUGCUGUCACCUUCUUAGUAACAGGAAUAACUUUAGUAAUCAUAUCUUAUUCUGUCCGUCGUGACUCAGGAGUAAACCCGGAUUCGGUCUCGGCACGAGAGAUGGAGAGACUGGAAAGUGAGAGUGCAAGGCUCGGGGCACACCUGGAUCGGUGUGUUAUUGCUGGGCUUUGCCUUCUCACGUUAGGUGGGGUAGUGCUUUCUACUCUGUUGAUGAUUUCAAUGUGGAAAGGAGAGAUGUACAGGAGAAAGGCCUUCUCAUAUUCCAAGCACUCAGCGAAGCUUUAUGGCUCGACUAAUUUGAGAACAAAAUCAAACUCUGCUCAGUCAUCAGCACAUAAUUUUGUUGAGGAACACUCUGCUGGUAAUUUAAGCUAAUCUUUUUCUUUUUGUAAACACAUGUCAAAAUUAGACUUGCAUACCACAGAAAGUGUGUUUUAAGUCAUUUUUUCACUGGACACUGCGGUACAGCAAGCUUUGUUACUCCAGACUAAUCCAAAUCUAGAGUUAGCCUUACCUUAUUAAAGCACCAUGUUAGCUUCUGAUGGGUUGUGGGAUGCAACAUCAUUUCACUAUGCAACACUAACAGUAGCAACGGUUCCUACUUUUCCAUACACACACUGACAAGGGCUUGCACACUUUUCUUUUGUACUUUAUUAAAUUAUUAUCAGAUGCUACUACUAAAAAUUGCUGUGCCUUAUUUUCUGGUAAAUGGUGAUUCUAGGUAGCUAGUGUUUCUUUUUUUUUAAUGAUGGUUGUGUGACUCGUAUGAUAACUGUGAGGAUUGUGGUAUGAUUCUGUUUGACUAAUGAAUCUGCAUUAUUUAUAGCUCCACUGGAUUUGGAUGCCCUUGUAUGAAGGGUAACCGAUUUCAUCAUGGACAUUUUUCCUGCAAAAAAAAAACACAUCAAAGUGAAAACAGCUUGAAUAUAGUAAAAUGGUUUAAAAAAAAAGCCUGGUAUUUACUAGUAUAAGAUUACACUAAAAUGUAUAUUAGAAUACUAAACUAUUUCUAUUGAGCAUUUCAAGCCUUGCACAGCUGGCAGAUAAUUUUGCCAAAUUGAAACAUUUGUUUUUAGAAAGACAUUUAAAUCUUAAAGUUAGUAAAAUAAUGCCUAGAAUUAGGUUUAAUAAUCAUUUAUUUGGUUUAUUGUAAUUGUAUAAUAGGAAAUACUAGAUGAAUGUCACUAUAUUUAAGAUAUUUUCACAUAUUGUUUAUUCACAAACUAAUAUUUAAUCUUUAUUAGAUUAAGAUUAUUAAACCUAUUUCUAAAUAUUUAUUUUUAUUAUUGUUUCAAGCAGUUACUCCAGUUACAGAAAAUUCUGCUUAUGUCAUUUCAAAAAGAAAGCAAAAUGUUCUGCCAGUCUACAGAUAUGUACACUGUAGUAGCAAUGAAAAUCUUGGCAAAAUACAGGAUCAUAGAUUUGUUACUGAAAAGUGUCCAGUGGAAAAGCGCUAUUAGUCACACACUUUAUAGUCCUAUAAUAGUCUGUAGGCUUUUUUCUUCUUUCUUUUUUUUUAAUUGGCUUGUGAAGAUAUUAUUUAAUUAUUGUUUGAAAUUCUCUUGAAGUUCGCAUAUUUAAAAGGAUUACUAGCUUCCUAUCAUUCUCCCUUGUAACCAUAACUAACAUUUAGUUCUUAGUGCUGAUUAGAUGUGUAAAUGCUGGUUAGAAUGUUUGAGCUACAGCUGAAAAACUGACAGAAAUUCCCAUUAAAUCAAUUUACAUGGUUGCUGCUGCCGUACUGACAAUCCUUCUCAGCUCUUACUGCUUUAUUCUUUA